AGCAUCAAAGUCCAUACUAAAGCUACCCUUCUUGUGCGCAGAGUCUUAUAGUAAGAGGCUGAUUUCCUUAGAACUGUUGCCAAUAUGUUAUUGGCUUGAAUACCUGGAUAUUAUGUUCUUUUUUAAAGCCAUCAAUGGACUUGUUAAUAUAUCUGAAGAAGUCCUACCUACUCCUAUAGAGCCCGCGCGUGUAACAAGAUCAACUAGUAGCGGAGCUCCCGCGCGCGAAGCGCGCGCAGCGGAGCACCAUAGGUAACAAAAUUUGGUAAACUAUCCAUCCGAGAAAAUUUGGUUAUGAGGUAGCGUACGCCCGCCCACCCGUACACACACUUCAUGUAAGCCGAAGUCAAAUGUCACAAUAGAUGUUGCGCAACUUGACUAGCCUUUUAGUUUUGUAAGCCAUCCGUAUGAGUACGAUUAGAUUGACAGCUGUCAAAAUCAGACAUCCGCUGACAUAUAAUUACCAUCUCGCGGGCUCAGAUGAAAGACCAGUCGUUUUGCCCCUACAUAUAACCUGAUAUAAUAUGUCCCACUUACCAAUUCAACAUAAAAACGAAACUACCCCGGACAGGGCUGUCAGUCGGCUGACAGUCGAUUAAAGAUAUAUUGGCAAGCCAAAUUAAGGUCAAUUGACAGCUGUCAAAAUGGGAUAUCUGCAGACCACUAUCAGCAAACUAAUAACGUGGGCUCAGGUUCGCUCAGGUACACGAUCUGGCAUUUUCCACAACAAGCCGGACGGAUAUGUCGUACUCACACUAGUAGUCUGUUAAUUGGAAUAUUAACCAUUCUAAUGAACGUUAAUUGACAACUGUCAAACUAGAGUAUACGCUGACCAUCAUCACCUGAUUGCAUCGCGGGCUCAUUUUUCUAUCCAUUGACGUCGCGUAGUUUUUAAAGUUUUCCGCUGAUAUUUUAUUUGAUCACAGGCUCAAUUCGAGGCCCCAUAGCUAAGAAAAUCUAUCCAUCCUAGAAAAUUAGGCAAUCAUGUGACAGUACACCGACUACCCGACCUUCCGAAAUAGUGUUUCUGCUGAACAGUAUCACCUGACCGUAUCGCGGGCUCAGGUAUCGACCCACUGAGCUCGAGUGUUUUGAAGUUAUCCGCUGACAAGUUGCUACUUUUCAAAUGAUCGCAGGCUCAAGUUCAAUGUUUUUAAAAUGCAUAUGAAGUGAGUUGUGUUCAUGAGCCGCACUUUUAAAAUUUUUGAUUUCGAACUGACCUCGGACGUGAAAAUUCAACCGGCUUUUAUAUGCAGGGAAGGUAAUCGCUUUUGACUUUUCUCACUUUCAUGCGUUGAUCACGCUCUAAGUCCACUUUUUGUGUUCUGAUUGGUCAAAAUUUGACAGGUGAGUUCACGCAGAAAAUUUCUGCAGCGUCUGGAAACUUGCUUACUGAUAGCCGAAGCUGACAGAGUUUUGUGUCGUCUUGUGAUGUUUUAAACUGUCUUUUUCCACUUGAUGUACAAAAUGAAAUACAGCUGCUAUCAAGAUUGUUCUGUAAUUCAUGGCUCCUUUGUUUAUUGCGCUUUUUGUUGACAAAUGCACCGCUUGUCAAAGUCAUUGGAAAUCCGAUUUCGGAUGGCAUCGUUUUCAAAAAUGAGCUUACUCACUUGCACUUGUUUGAGCGUAAGAGGGUUGAUAAGUCUCAAACACUGGAACACUUGAUGACUUUCAGAAGCAGCAUCUCUACUGGUAAGCCUGAGCAAUUAUUGUCUUUGAUGUGUUUUUUUUUUUCGGUUUCCUGAAGUCGAGCGUAUGGUUUAUGCGGCUUAAGUUGACACGAGCAAUGAUCUAACCAACAAAAGUAUCAUGUUUAAAAAGCCUUUAGACAUUUUUUGACCACGAAUUCAAAGAAAAGGUUCCGAAUAAUAUUUAAUUCUGAUUUUGGCUGUAAAAAAAAAAAAAGCUCUGCUUGCCUCGAGUUCAUCUUGAAAAAGAGCAAACACAAGGAAGCCGGCUUAAAACAUAAAAAAAAAACUUAUGCUUACCUGACUCAUGAUUUUCAGAGACACUUUACUCUCAAUACUUGUCUUCGUGAAUGAAAAUUAUUGUCUCUGUGCAUGUUUCACCGAAUUAUAUUGAUUAUAUUGAUUGUUAGCAGUCCUUCUCGCAAUUUUUAUCGCUGCCUGAUUGUUUCCAGUCGAACAUAAACAUCGCAUGCAGGAAUACUCAAAACGCCGCGCGUAAAUUGUCACUCGCUUUUAAAGAUUACACAUAACAAAACCGUAAACAGUUUUAUAAAUAAAGGGAAAUAAAACCUAAACAUAACAAAUUCUCUACCAUGUUGAAGCGUAAAUGGUAACUCUUUUAAUCGCACUGCAAAUUUGGUGCCUAUCAAAAGUGUGAGCCCAUCCGGCUGUCACUAAAAGCCCAUAAUCAUUAUCCUGCAUAUCACAUAGGACCAGAUUUUCCUAACUGAAAAGUCCCGGCAUUAUGGAAUUCUCUUCAUGAAAACGUUUUAUAAUGUGGUCAAUGCUAUAAUUUGUUGUGCAAAGGAAGCGCGUGCUUUGAUCACAGGUAACCCAGGCUCACUGUUAGUGUCACGUUCGGAUUUCAGGGCGAAGUUUAGGUCUGUAAAUUUGCUAGAAAAUGGAAAUAAAAAUCGGUGAAACUUACCAUGUGGCAAGUUCUUGUUCUCCUUAAUGUGUACACGAAGUUUCGGGAAAAAUAGUCUGCUUCACCGUCCCUUCAUAGUAUUAUAUUUCGGGGUUGUCCAAUUAUUAAUCUCUCAAACGGAGCAAUGUUGAAGAGACUGGUGAAUGCCACAUUAUGAUUCAACAGCUAAUGCAAAUACAAUACACUUUCCAGGCCUAAUCUACUGUGAUCGAACAUGAUUGCUAUUUUUGGGUGUACAAAUAAGACUAUUAACUUGAUGUAAAAUUUGUUUCACUCUUGGACUGUCAAAUUAUUUUUCUGUAAAAACACUUAGCCUUUGCCUCAAAAGUCACAUGAAUGUGCCCUGAUCUGUGGAUUACAAGUUUAUUGUUUGAUUUAAAUUGUGAAUUUAUUAAAGGGAGCUUCGCUUUUAGCCCUGGCUAAAUCUAUAUAUUAUCGGAGAUGUAAAAUUCUUCCGUCCACGUAAAUGUAAUACCGUUACAUACCAGCGCUCUUUUUUUUAAUCAUGUCACAAGAAUUUGGAGCUCACUUCCGCCAGAGUUAAGAUCAAAUAAGUUAAGCUUAGCCCAGUUAAAGAGACUUCUUAGCGAUUACUAUGCCUCCGCCCUACGGACUUGCUGUAAUGCAGAGGAGCCCAGAACAUGGAAAACAAUUUGCCUAAAAUGUAACUAUGCUCGCCCUCUAACUAGCCUCGUCGCCUGCUGCUUUUAGCCUUUUCCAUCUAGCCUUCUUUUUUCCAAUCCUAAUGUUGCUUUUACUUUUGAUUUUUUGUCAAUUCGGGCCCACAGUAAUUGAUUUGUCUGUUAUGGUACCACUGCCAUGUAAAUGUAUAUGUAUGUUACUUUAUUUAUUUUUAUCAUUAUUUUAAUCUUUUUUGGCGAAGAUUCAACCUUGAAUUCGAUUUUAAAUCAAGUUUAUUUAGGUUUGGGUAUGUAUUCUUGCAGCUUGAAAAAUUACUGGCGGACGUGAGAAAUGUCGCUUUUGAAACACUGGAUGGAUUGCCGUCAGAAUGUCAAUGGUUAUCCAAACAUCUCAGCAAGUGUGCUUUGUUUGUGUGUAACAAGUGGGACCUUGUGCCAGAGAAAGAAGCGAAAGAUGUAGAGAAUCAUGUGGCCAGCAAACUGCAAUCUUGCUGGCCUGGAGUUGACCCUAAAUUACAAAUCAUGCAUAUGUCGACCGCAAAUGCCAUUACGGCCCAGAAACACGGCUGCAUUACGAAAGAAUUUUCCAAUUUGAUGAAUGGAAUAAAGGCUCUGGUAGAAAAGAGUGUUGGAGCUAGGAUGGAAAUUCACUGGAAGUAA
Porites lobata is the source of this 3917-nucleotide messenger RNA. The record is from the annotation of a GenBank genome assembly. Lineage: Eukaryota; Metazoa; Cnidaria; Anthozoa; Scleractinia; Poritidae.